AGCAUCGAUUACAUCGAUUCCCCUCACACGGCACGGAGCUCACUGGCAAUAACAACAUUAGACUCAGGAGCGUGUGUGAGUGGAAAUAAUAAAAAAAAAGAUGACCAUUAGAAACGCUGUUCGGGAUUAUGGACAGAGAUAUCGACCUCGGAUGGCUUGUCUCAAGAAGGCAGAGAAGGUGCUGCUGGAGAUGCAGGACCCCUGCACAGGAGUGAAGUCGCAGCCUCAGAGACUCGUUAUCACCAUCAUACCCCAUGCUAUCACUGGUGAAGAUAUAAUUGCAUGGUUAGCUGACAGAUUUCAAAUGGAUGCUCAAGAGGCCAGAAGCUUUGGCUCCAUGCUGGUGGCUUUGGGAUACAUCUACCCUUUGCAGGACCACAAACGUUUAGUGAUCAAACCAGACGCUUCCCUCUAUCGCUUCCAGACGCCAUAUUUCUGGCCCACUCAACAGUGGCCCGUUGAGGAUACAGAUUAUGCAAUCUACCUAGCAAAAAGAAACAUCCGGAAGAAAGGAAUCCUGGAGCUGCACGAGCAGGAGCAGUACAACCAUCUUCACAAGUGGAUGAACCACAAGUGGGACUUUGUAGUAAUGCAAGCUAAAGAACAGUAUAGAGCAGCAAAAGAGAGGAAGAAACCGGACCGAGUGGUGUUUGACUGUCAGGAAAGAGCCUACUGGGUUGUACACAGACCUCCGCCAGGGACUGUGAGUGCCAUGGACUACGGGUUGGAUCGAAGAACAGAUCCUAAUACAGACGAGACACAAACACCUGACUACUACGAGAGAAUUAUGAUCUUCACCCAGCAGUCCAUCAUGAGGCCCAGAGUGAAGUCAUCUGUGUCCAUUGGCGCACUGGUGAAGUACAGCGCCACCUAUAGCGGUCACGACCCUUUUCUCUCCAAGUGUCUUCCCAGCAACCCAUGGCUCACUGACGAUACAACAUACUGGACCUUGAACAUGUCUAACGUGGAAAUACCCACCAAGAUGCGUGUAGAGAGGUGGACAUUCAGCUUCAAAGAGCUUCUUUCAGAUCCUCGAGGACGAGAUGAUUUCAGACUCUUCUUGAAGAAAGAAUUCAGUGGAGAGAACUUGGCAUUCUGGGAAGGCUGUGAAGAUCUGAAGUGGGGAACUGCUGUUGCGAUGAAAGAGAAAGCAGAGCAGAUCUACAAGACAUUUUUGGCACGUGGCGCCCCGCGAUGGAUCAAUAUUGAUGGAAAAACAAUGGAAAUCACAGUGAAGGGGUUGAAGCACCCACACAGAUACGUUCUGGACGCAGCCCAAACUCACAUCUACAUGCUAAUGAAGAAGGACUCAUAUGGGCGGUACCUGAAAUCUCCUGUGUUUAAAGAAACCUUAAAGAAAGCCAUCUGUCCCGAAGAGCACAAAUUCAAUGAAGUCCAGUUGGAGCAGAAUGCCAGGAACAGACGGCCCAGUCUUAGCCCCAUCAUCAUCCGGCAACAGGAGCAGGAGCAAAGGGCCAAGAUGGCCGCUAACGCCCCAGUUGACAUUACACAGCUGUGCCGAUUUACCACUCCUGUCCCGCACCUCGCUGUCUACACUGGAAUCCCUGACCCACCUUCUCUCACCGCCUCACCCUCCCUUCCUUUCCUCGCACACACCCCAGUCUGUCCGUCCCCAAUCAGCGUGGCUCUAGACAGCACCUCGGCUUCUGAGCGGCGGCUGGAGGCCAGCGAGGGUGAGGGCAACGCAGAAGUUCGGGUCCCUGAGGGGGGAAACUUGUCCAAGUCUCGAAUGGCCCUGUCGCUGCGCCGACUGCUGAAGAGAGGAUGCAGCCCCUCCGCCAUGUUCGCAAGCCUGUCGCCCAAAUGCCACACGGCAGCCACAACAAGUAGCCGCAUUCAGCCAAUCAUGCCAGAUGAGCCCAGCCAGGCUCCACCCAGAAGAAUCGGCAACUUCUUCCAGAUAAAAGUAGACGUUCCUCCCGAGUGCCGGAUCUACCCCAUUGAAUCUGAGGAUGAGGAUGAGGAGAACAGGCCUGCAUCUCAGGACGCAGUGGGAACAGAGGAGAUCAUUUGCCCGUGGGAGAGUCUUACUCGACAGAAAGGGACGGGCUAAUUGGCUGGAUUUAUACAGGUGUAACGCCACAGAACUUUUAGGCUGGGAUAUGUAACUCAAAUGCCAAACAAGAAUCUCUCAGUCAGGGACACCAAAUGACAAGAACCUUCAGCAUGUGACUGCCUGCUGCUUUGAAAGGUUGUUGCAGAGAUGUUCCAUUGCUCACCCAGUUUUCUGUUAAACACCAUGAAAAAAGUAGCUGCGAAACAGAAAUACUGGUAUUAUCAGUCUGAAAUUUCAAAAGGUAAAUUUUAGUUUUCAAAAUAAGGGUUCAUUGGGGUUCAGUCACCUGGUGUUGUGUUUUGUUGACUUGGAAGAGACAUUUUGUAGGGAGGCUGCAGAAGUGGGGGUGUGGUCAAGAUCAGUCCCAAACCAAGAACUCUGUCCAUAAUCUGAACACAACGACCAAACUGUUUUCCAGACCCAACCAGGUCUGUCUCUUGUCCCCAAUCCUAUGUCUGAUGUUCAUGGAUUGGAUGCAUGACUUAGUCUCAUCUUUGGUUGUUCAAGCCAGGAUGUCCAAGUCAAGAGACAGCUCCCGUAUGUCUAAUCCAUGGGUCUCAGUAAGAAAAUGAUGGAUUAAUCUUCCAGGGCAGAGUCUGUCUAUUCCUUUAGAGGCAGAGGGGAGUGUUACUCUUGUCUGUUGUGAGAGAAAAAAAGAAAAACAACAAAAAUUUCCUUUUAUUUAAAAACCCAUUUACAUUCCAACCUAAAGUAAAAUUUGAAAAUAAGGUAAGAAGCUUUUAGGGAGGAGAUUAGAGCAGAGCUGCAGCUCCUCUGCAUUGAAAAAAGUCUGUCGAAGUGAUUAGGCUAUUUGAUUACGAUUCUACCAGGACACCUCCCUUUGGUAAUGUUUCAACCAUGUCCUACUGUAAAGGAGACACCAGAAGACAAUGGAUGGAUGCAUUUUUCCUUUCAACAAAAGCGGAGCUAAGCAGCUCACAUGGUUUAGGUCCAAAAGACGUAAAAAGUCUGUCUAAGUGUUCCUUUAGUUACAGCUUUACCAACCAGGACUGAUGUGAGCCCCAGCUCAGCUCUGGCUGGUGGAUGGUUUUAACAAGAGUCACUCCACAUGGGGACAGCAGAGUUUACCAAAGUUCAAGCGCUUUCAAAGCUUGAACUUUAGCUUUCAUGCUGGAACCUUACUCUGUAUCUCAUGAUGAACUGAAGCCCAACAGCAGCCUUAAACCACAUCUCAGUUUGACCUUGAAACGUUCAAUAAAGUAAGAUCUUUCAAAAGAAUAGAACACAAAGCUAGACAUAUAUUUACUGAGAUUGUUGUGGCUGUAAAGGAACAUUAAUUCAACAAGUAACUAAGUCUGAAACCCUCGGCAGAGAGUAACCAAAGCAGACAGAGACCUGUAGACUCUGCUUCCACAUGCUUGUUCAGAUGUUUCUAUGUACAUACUAAUGUAGAGACGUUUUCUUGUACUGCAAGAUAGAUUUAGAAACCUCUGUUUAUUAAAUUACCUAUUUUGUGAAAAAA
This is a messenger RNA of Gambusia affinis (western mosquitofish), 3560 nucleotides long. Its product is annotated as regulator of G-protein signaling 9-like. The coding region runs from base 101 to 2074 and encodes 657 amino acids. NCBI's taxonomy places the organism in Eukaryota, Metazoa, Chordata, Actinopteri, Cyprinodontiformes, Poeciliidae. Gene Ontology annotation, biological process: intracellular signal transduction; G protein-coupled receptor signaling pathway; regulation of G protein-coupled receptor signaling pathway. The record is from RefSeq and is a predicted model, not a curated record. The transcript has 19 exons.